AUGAAGUUUCUUCCCCUUCCAGAGUUUGAAGACGUGACCAGUUCUCUCAAUUUUGAUACGACUGAUUGUCACAUCGUUGGUGGUUGUGACAUUUACACGACCAAGGCGGCACGCUCCGAUCGGAAGCUUUACAAUCAUAUUGAGCAGUCGCUUGAGGCUCAAUAUGAAUCGGUUCUUCGAUUUUCGGCUUCACUAUCCCCUCCGAAUGCGCACGAUGCCGCCGAGACUCUUAACUUAUCACGAUCUAGCCCGUUUGGACCCCUGAGCGACCAUUCGAGCCGACGGACAUUUGCGUAUCUGAUCGCCACUUUGAACGCAAGUCAUCCAGACUAUGACUUCUCACACGUACUACGCCCCACUGAUUUCCGACGCGAACGGAAUCUGAAGCGCGUCAUGAACACAGUCGAUUCAACACUACUCAAUCUGCGACCGCGCGAGAACAUUAAUUUGUCUCCUGCAUCCCCUGCGACGCUUUCCGGAUCAUACACAGCAGGAUCAUCUUCCGCGUGGGGCCCGCGGGUAUGGAAAACGAUAGAUGAACACAUGUCGCUCAAGGAGUGUUCGAUUUACUCGUAUUCUCCGGAGGAGGACCCCUCCGAUGCCGAUGAUGGGGCUAUCUGGAGUCUACAUUUCUUCUUCUUCAACCCGACUCGCAAGCGCGUCUGUUAUAUCUUCCUGCGUGCUAUUCCUAUACUUAGCCACACUCCGGACGAGAUGGUAGCUACGCCUACUGGGAAGCGGGAUUACGACGAGGGAUACCUCACACCAGACCUCAGCUCCAGCAAGCGUGCCAAGUACUGGUUCGGAGAACGCGCCAGAUCGACCCUAAUCGCCAGCGACAGCGAUGAUGAGAUGGAUCGCCCUCCCAAGACAAUCCGAACUACCACUGACGACUAUGAUACUUAUGUGAUUAGUGACGACGACGACAAUCUCCCAACCAGUCGUCGUGGAGUCCGAGCGAUGAGUGAGGAAAUUGCAGACUCGAUGGAAGUCUAA
Molecule: messenger RNA, 996 nt
Organism: Penicillium coprophilum
Lineage: Eukaryota; Fungi; Ascomycota; Eurotiomycetes; Eurotiales; Aspergillaceae
Product: RNA polymerase III-inhibiting protein MAF1
Exons: 2
Coding region: 1-996 (331 amino acids)
Biological process (GO): negative regulation of transcription by RNA polymerase III
Cellular component (GO): nucleus
Molecular function (GO): RNA polymerase III core binding
Source: RefSeq, a predicted model, not a curated record